CCGGUUUAGGUUAGGGUCAGCUGGCCCCCCGGCGGUCUUGCGCCCACGACCAUCACCAGACCCAUCCAGAAGUUUCACCCAUUACCGAUGUCCCAUUGUUCGGCGGAGGCAGGAACAUCAGCGGAGCGGAGACAGGCCUUGUCGUCCCAAAAUGGACAGGAGUGUAGUCAUACUCUCUAUUCGCGCACAAGUGUGCCACGAAGGUGAAAUCCAUAAAUUGGAAGGGAAGACGCGGCCAAACAGAACCAUGAAUCAUCAUCACUCAGCCAAUACAAACAGCACCCUCACAACCAAUACCAUCUAUCCUCUAUAACAACUCAACAAGCCUCAUCAUGGUGCAGUACGACCCAUUUGCUCCAUUAAUGGUUAACACCGAACUCCCAACGCGGAGUAAGAGUACCUCUGGCGGGACAACUCCCAGCCUUGUCGAUAGCCCGAUCACAAUUGAAGGGGCUGAUCUCUUCAACAUCGGCGGACGACAAAGCAGUCCCAGCACACCACAUUCACGAAAAGAAGGAUCACCACAUCAAGGUAAGCCCGAGAAAUUCACAGAUUUAUCCAAUGAGGACCGAGACUGACUCCGCUCGAUUAGAUGGCUCCCAUCAUCCAGUCAAUCCGCAUUUAAGGAGACUAUCCAGCAGCCACGCACCAUAUGAGCACUACUGCUCCAGCUGCCACAUGCGUCGGCCUUCUCAAGAGCUCCUCUCAAUCACAACAGACACAGUCGAUGACUUUUGUCCGGAUAUAGCGAUGCCGAAAUGCCAACGGCCUGCUAUGCAUCACACACGAAGACAUUCUGGUCUCUGCCCUGAAAACUUGGUGGCACAAGAGUUCUCGGAUGGGACGCACUCGCCAACACAGAUGACGGUCAAGCCUAGAGCGUGCCGACACAACUCGUCCGGCUACCACCACGACUGCCACUGCGAAAGUGUCAAACCCGUGGACAAUCUGAGUGCCCGGUACGGCAUUGACGAUCACUCUGGUCCAAUCAAGGUGCGAAGGCAAAGCACCGAACAAGAAGCCAUGGACCAAGUCAGUGAGAUCAUGCACGAGGAGAUGCUGGCUGACAUGGAAGCCAGACAGUCCCGGCUCUGAACAUAGGAUAUGCAGCAUGAUGUCACGUCACGGAUUAUUUAUGAAUUGGAUCAUUGGGAUGUCUUUUACAGACACUAUAGCAACAGUCUCGGAUUGGAGUUAUGAAUUGGACUCUGGGCGGCGGAUCGAUCCCAUGGGACUGGCUUGUGUCAAUUGAUGAGUAGCGAAAUAGCACAACUACUUACUUGUGCGAGACUGGGCCCUGUGCUGGUUAGCCAGGAGCCCCAGGCCACGCGAUGAGAAAAGAAUAUAUUGCUUCAAGCUUUA
Messenger RNA from Exophiala mesophila, 1362 nucleotides. RefSeq lists its product as hypothetical. NCBI's taxonomy places the organism in Eukaryota, Fungi, Ascomycota, Eurotiomycetes, Chaetothyriales, Herpotrichiellaceae. The record is from RefSeq and is a predicted model, not a curated record. The coding region runs from base 562 to 1095 and encodes 177 amino acids. The transcript has a single exon.